Molecule: messenger RNA, 306 nt
Organism: Aspergillus mulundensis
Lineage: Eukaryota; Fungi; Ascomycota; Eurotiomycetes; Eurotiales; Aspergillaceae
Exons: 2
Coding region: 1-306 (101 amino acids)
Source: RefSeq, a predicted model, not a curated record
AUGCCCGAACUGCUCAAGACGCUACCCAUCGAAGAACCUCAGAUCUCCCGUGUUAACAUCAAAUGCGGGUUCUGGGUGCACAUCCGCGACUCGUAUCCCAACGAGCCAGAUCCCCUCGCGGCAAUCGCGCUCCGAGAUAUCGCACAAAGCAACCUCGACCUUCACGAGCUCCUACGCCCAUUCAAGAAAGUAAUCGAGCAGGGUGCCGCGCACAGUAGGACGCUUAGCGGGAAGGACACCGAGCUCCAGGCAGACCAAUAUCUGCGGCACGAAAUCCGCUCCAGCUGGGGCGCCCAUCCAGCCUAA